AUGAAGUGGUUCGUUUUUCAGAUCAGCCUUUUAUAUAUUUUCUUUCCCCACAACUUUUGCUCAAAUGAUACGGAAAACCCAGAAGAAAAAAUGAUAUACAGUACUUCUGUGAUGAGCAUGGUGAAACUGUUAGAAAUGGAAGAGUCUUUGAAAGCUAGCUUGGAAGUAUACGUUCAAGAAAUGCAGUCGAAGUUGGAUAUAAUUAAACUAUUUCAAGAGUCAUUAAAAAGGAAAACGCUGACCACGCUGGAAGAGAGGGAAGAGUAUAUGGCCAAUCCGUUGAAUGCCUUUCCUUUGCUCAGACGCCUCAAUCAAGAUUGGCCCAAAUGGCUGAGAUAUAUAAAACUGGCAAUAGCUACCAAGAAAAUCAAAGAAAUUGAAGUGCACUUAAAGUCAGCUCCAAAUGAUGAUGACCUUGAAGUUGCCCUUAAGGGUAUGGCGCGAAUUGAAAAAAUGUACAAUCAACACGCAGACGACUUAACCAAGGGUUUGCUAAUGGGAAGAAAAUUUAACUCCUAUUUGACUGCUCCCGAUUGUGUUGCCCUAGGGGAUUUCUACUAUAACACAACUAAGUACUCGAGAUCCACCCACUGGUAUCGCAUGGCAUUAAGACUGCACAACCUUCCCCAAGGCAUGCUAUACGAAAAAGUUCUGGGUUUGAAACGGAAAAAAAUUUACAAAAAAUACGGCAAGGCCUUGCUUAAAGAAUCCGUAGCCUCGGAUAAAGCAAAGGCCACUCCGGUGGAGCUAACUGAAUGGAAUAGCUUGGCCAAAGAGGUUACAAAGGAAGACAAUUAUGAUAACGUCAAGCAACUAAUUGAUGAAUACCUAUCAGUAGACGAGAAAAUCUUCCAAGAUGAAGCCGCUAAACUAAGGCGCAAGUCAUCUAGACUAGAGCGAGGCUGCCGAGGAGAGUGGCCUAAGAAAUCCUCGCCAGAACUAAUAUGUCGCUAUAAUAGAGAUACGUCUGCUUUUCUCAAUUUAGCACCACUUAAAAUGGAAUUUUUAAAUAUGCAACCUUUGGUUGUUAUGUACCAUGACGUGCUCUACGAAAGCGAGUUUAAGUCAUUGAGAGACAUAGCCAUUUUGAAUGCCACCAUGUCUGAUGGUUUGACAUAUGUCGACUUUGACAAAAAUGGAAAACCAAAGCCCCAGGAUCGAGUAGUAAAAAUGAUUACCUUUCAGGGCACAACCCCUUCUGCUACCCUGAGCAUUAAUCGACGAAUUGCAGAUAUGAGUGGUCUGGAGAUGCAAGAGAAUAUGGCUCUGUUCCUGACCAAUUACGGUCUGGGUAGUCAUUUCGGUAAGCAUGUGGACUAUGUGGAGUUGGCCGAAAGACCUCCAAACUUUUUUUCCCACCUGGGGGGCGAUAGAAUAGCUACGGCAUUACUCUAUGCAACUGAUGUUCAACUGGGCGGAACAACUGUUUUUACAAAACUAAAGAUAUCCGUAGAACCCAAAAAGGGCAACGCAUUGAUCUGGUUUAAUUUGAAUAAUGCUGGAGAUCCGGAUCCGCAGACAGAGCAUUCCGUUUGUCCUGUUGUAAUGGGUUCCAGAUGGACAAUAUCAAAAUGGAUUCACGAACGUCAGCAAGUAUUUAAGAAGCCCUGUUUUGCCUAAUAUGCGAAUGUAAAAUUCUAUUAAAGCCUCCAUUAGCAAGGCAUGUAAAUAAAUGGGGAAGAAUCUCCCAUUGGCGCACUUUGCUCCUUCA
This is a messenger RNA of Drosophila subpulchrella, 1711 nucleotides long. RefSeq names its product prolyl 4-hydroxylase subunit alpha-1. The record is from RefSeq and is a predicted model, not a curated record. Gene Ontology annotation, cellular component: endoplasmic reticulum. Gene Ontology annotation, molecular function: iron ion binding; procollagen-proline 4-dioxygenase activity; protein binding. Bases 1 to 1620 code for a protein of 539 amino acids. NCBI's taxonomy places the organism in Eukaryota, Metazoa, Arthropoda, Insecta, Diptera, Drosophilidae. Gene Ontology annotation, biological process: peptidyl-proline hydroxylation to 4-hydroxy-L-proline. The transcript has 7 exons.